Zerene cesonia (dogface butterfly) is the source of this 524-nucleotide messenger RNA. RefSeq lists its product as uncharacterized. Lineage: Eukaryota; Metazoa; Arthropoda; Insecta; Lepidoptera; Pieridae. The record is from RefSeq and is a predicted model, not a curated record. Gene Ontology annotation, cellular component: mitochondrion. The coding region runs from base 105 to 455 and encodes 116 amino acids. The transcript has 2 exons.
AAAUGACACUUUAUCUAUUACUAAUGUCACUAGAUAUGACAUUAUUGUAAAUAGCAAAAAGGUUGUAUGGAUUUCUAACAUAACUUUGUCCAAUUCGUGCUAAAAUGGCCGAGAAAUAUGGAAUAUCUGAAGCCGAAUUCGAACUAAUCAAAAAACAGGCCGCACGGCGUGCUGAACUACGCCGUGAAUUCAUUAAACAAAGAACAAACCCUUUUAAACAUGCUGCGGAAUCUGGUUAUGUUUUCGAUGAAGGACAUCAAAGAUUUAUUUCUAUGAAAGCUACGAAAUUUGAACAUUUUCAACCGAACCGAAAAAAUGCUCUUUUUGGAAUAGCAACUAUAGUGAUUCCAAUGUUUUUGUAUGGAUAUGUGAUGAAUAAAGAGCGCACGGACCGUGAGGCGAAGGUCCGAUCUGGAGAACUUCGUUAUAGAGACAGGCUGUUUAAGCUUCAGUGAUUUGCUAAUCUACUAAAUAUGCUUAGAUGUCGAAAAGUUAAAUAUAAAUAAAAUCAGUUGUAUAUCGUA